Messenger RNA from Strongylocentrotus purpuratus (purple sea urchin), 1945 nucleotides. RefSeq names its product bifunctional protein GlmU-like. Lineage: Eukaryota; Metazoa; Echinodermata; Echinoidea; Camarodonta; Strongylocentrotidae. Bases 327 to 812 code for a protein of 161 amino acids. The transcript has 4 exons. The record is from RefSeq and is a predicted model, not a curated record.
GCCAGUUCGGCAUGGCAUCCAUGGCAUCUAAUAACACUACAGAGCGCCAUCUCCCGCUUUUCGUUUGGUACCAAAUUCAACUCUCAAAAUACCACGAGUAGGAAGUAAAUACAUAAAAAGCGAAAGGGAUCCAACGACACUUUUUUCAAGAGAUGAAAAGGAGAUGAUUUAAAGCUGCGGCUGAAUAACAGCCUCAAACAGCUUCUCGAAGAAAGCAGUCUUUGCAUGCAUCUGCAUCUCAGGGGUGUCCCACAUGUAGAGAACGACGUAAGCAGUAUGUACCCGCGAGAUUGAAUAACGAGUGGUGCAAUAUCCCUCCACCUAAGAUGUCAAUGAAAAGAAUGGAGAGUACAAUGACUUGCCACGCCCUCAGACUGAGACCCGGAGAGGAGCUGAAGACUAAACUCCUAGAGUAUGUCCAAGAGCACGGCCUCAAAGCAGCAUUCAUCCUGUCAUGUGUUGGCAGCCUCAGGAAAGCGUCUGUAAGAAUGGCCGAUUCAGUAUCGGUGAUCAAUGUUGACAAGAAUCAUGAGAUUGUUUCACUGGUUGGAACACUAUCAGGAGGGCAUGGACAUCUACAUAUCAGUUUGUCAGAUGAGAAAGGCAAGGUGUUUGGAGGACAUCUCCUGGGUAGCGCAGAGGUCUUCACCACAGCAGAAGUUGUCCUUGGAGAGCUCCCUCAGCUGGAGUUCCACAGAGAGCCAGACCCUGAGAGCGGUUACGAUGAACUUGCGAUCCAUAAGAGAUCCAACCAAAACAUAAACUGUGCAUCAAACGAUUCAAAUCAUGAGGGUUUGUGUACUGACAGCUGAUAUCAUCUGACCUUUGACACUUGGGAAGUUGCUGGUUUUACAGUGGAAGUAAAAGGAGAACGGUUGAAGCCAAAAGGGUGCUAACUGAUAUACUUUUACACAUAGUUGAUACCCUUCUGGCUCUGAAAGACGAUAUUUCUCAUUCCUCGUAUAUUUUGUUACCUUUAUCUCACAACACAUGGGAUGUCCAAUAUCUAGGUCUGGAACCCCCAAACGUUCAAAAUUUCCACAUAGGACUCAAAUAUUUCAAUCUGGACCCCUGACCAAAAAGCCCUGCUUUUAUGCCGUUUUAAAUUAGCUUAGACUACUGAAUUAUCCCAUCCCAAUUGACUCAAUACAGAAGCCACCUAGUUCCCAGAGACAAUGGGUUAAUUAUGUUCACUUUAGGCCACCACAUACCUCAAUAUCCAAUUAGACUGGUAUGCAUAUAUUCUAGGUGAACUUCUAUUUCAACACAACAACAAACAUUACUUUAAAUGUUGAUACUCUUAUGGCACUAUAGUGUAGUUGACUUCAUAUUGCAUCACCAAGAUUUAAGCAUGUUCCGUUAAUACUCGGUAUAAAAUUAAAUAAAAACUCAUACAAACUGUUGAUUUGGAUUUCUGUGUAGUUUAAUACAUGUAUAUCUACUUUUAUGUACAAAUUAUUGUCACUUAUUUAUUACAUAGCGAGUCAAAAAAGAGAACCAAGAAAAAAAAUAAUGAGAUUUACUAAAUACAAGCCAGUAAUAGAGCUUCUCCAUAUUACAACAUACCAGAACAUGAUCAAAUAAUUAACAGACCACUGGUGAUAUUUCUCAAUUAUGUCAAAUUAAUGCCAAUUAUUAUAGGGUUUAAAAAAACCGGAGGUGAAUGUUCAAUCUGCCAGGGCGACACCUAUUUAUGGGAGCCUACAGUACACUGUACAUGUGGCCCUUCCCUUUAUAAUCAAUUAUAAAAGAGGCUUUUGUUAACAGAUAAUAUUAAAGAUCUGAGAGAAAAUUUACACUACUUAUCUGUAAAAAGUAGACAUUUUCUGUAAUAUCUGACUGAAAUAUCAUGUAUAUAUUGUCCUCUUUGGCACAAACAAUAUUGUCUACAAAUUGAUGUUUGUGUAAAGAGUUGUAUUUGUAAAUAAAGAUAUAUAAACCUCAA